AUGGACACGACGUUGCUCGUGGGCGACGUCCAUAGCAACGGGGGCGAUAUCGAUUCCCUUUUGUCGAACAACGACUCGGGAGGUCGAAAAGAGUCCUCGCAGCUCCUUUACGAGCCGUACGACCGCCACCGCGCCCACGAUCUGCGCGCCGAGUGCUAUCGUCGUGGCCUUCGGCCCAUCAAAAAGGGGCCGAACGCGAACGAUAACAAAAAUGGGUACAUUGAGUUACUACGCAAAAAUGAUGGUCCUCUUUCGAAACCGCAAAGUACCCAAUCGUCGAAACGAGAAGACGAGGAGACAGAAGAUGAAGAAAGCUUUCGGAAUGCUGGGGACACCACCGUAAAUGAAGUCCAGAUCAUCACUAACAUGACGAACAAGCGGAAAUUACCCACUAUGACGAUACAGACUCCAACGGCUGCAACGUCUGCAGCUGCAGCAGAUUUGCAGGGUUUCUAUGAAGGAGGACAGCCGAACCUUGUGUCGGUUCAGCCAAUGCAGUACCCACCAACUUUGACAAAACCGUCGGUCAACCCAACGACCGAUUUGGAGAUUCUCAGUGGCAUUGCCAAUUCCUAUACGCAGAGUGUUGCAGCAGAUGGACAAUUAUGUGGAAAUUGUCGAACGGUCGUUACAGAUCAGUUGAUGGAGUCCAUAAGGUUGGGGAAAACGAAGAUGCAGCUGCACGAGUGGCACAAGCUGAGUGAGCAACGGGAUCGGGAUACGCGCCAUUUAAAGCAGGUGCUAGACAUUCUGCAGGAUUUACGAAAGUCGUACCGAGAAGCACAGGUGCACGGCAUGAACCAUGACUUGCUGGUGGAGUUGCAGGAUGAUAUGGCGUUUUUUCAAAGUUUGAAACAACAGACGAAGGAGAGGAUGCGGCUAGCAAUGCGCGAUCUACGCGAACAUUCGACGACCAAGCCCAAUGGUACGGCGUAA
Peronospora matthiolae is the source of this 936-nucleotide messenger RNA. NCBI's taxonomy places the organism in Eukaryota, Oomycota, Peronosporomycetes, Peronosporales, Peronosporaceae. The record is from the annotation of a GenBank genome assembly.